Molecule: messenger RNA, 756 nt
Organism: Acomys russatus (golden spiny mouse)
Lineage: Eukaryota; Metazoa; Chordata; Mammalia; Rodentia; Muridae
Product: tetraspanin-7-like
Exons: 1
Coding region: 1-756 (251 amino acids)
Cellular component (GO): membrane
Source: RefSeq, a predicted model, not a curated record
AUGGAGAGCAAAUUUGUGGUAAUCUGUCUCAAAACCCUCCUCCUCAUCUACUCCUUUGUCUUUUGGACCACUGGGAUGAUUCUAUUGGCUAUGGGAGUCUGGGGAAAGCUUACUCUGGGUGUCUAUAUCUCUCUUCUGGUCAGGAACUCCACAAAUGCUCCCUCUGUGCUCAUUGGAACUGGUGUCACAAUUGUCGUUUUUGCUCUACUGGGAUGUUUUGCUACAUGCCGAGGUAGCCCAUGUCUGCUGAAGCUGUAUUCUCUGCUUCUGUUGUUGGUAUUCCUGGCUGAGCUUGUCGCUAGUGUUUCCGUGCUUAUAUAUCAUCGUGAGAUCAAGGACAGAUUCCUGAAGACUUACUCCAACGCUGUGCAGAAUUAUGAUGGCAAGGAUGAGAAGAGCCAGGCAGUGGACCAGGUGCAACAAUAUCUGACCUGCUGUGGUGUGAGUAACUACACCAACUGGAACGCCAGCUCCUACUUCCUGGAUCAUGGUAUCCCCCGCAGUUGCUGUAAGGAUAAAACUGACUGUAAUUUCCAGGAUCUACACAAUCUGACUGCAGCUGCUACCAAAGUUAGCCAGAGGGGCUGCUAUGAUCUGAUGAUGGGUUUCUUGCAGGCACACAUGGGGCUCAUCAUUGGAGUGCUGUUUUUAAUCACAUUCUCCCAGCUGAUUGGCAUGAGGCUGUCCUGUUGUCUGUCCCGGUUCAUCAUAGCUCAUCUGUAUGAGACCAUGAGAAAGGGUAUUGACAAACAAUAG